ACUUGGACUUCCUGGUGUGGUUUGUUUGCCUGCAUUGAUCAUGGCUGCGGAGGGCGAUUUUCUGGCGAGAUACCGAGCUGUGUCAAAUAAACUGAAAAAGCGUUUUCUUCGGAAGCCCAAUGUGGCGGAGGCAAGUGAGCAAUUUGGUCAGCUGGCAAAGGAGCUGAAGCAGCAGGACUGCCUUCAGUAUGCUGCCUUCUGUAACCUGGCCAUGGCUCGGUGUGAGCAGACUCUCUUUAAUGCUCCUGGAGAGGCACUGGCAUUAACUGAUGCUGCUCGCCUCUUCCUCUCAUCUGAGAAGGAGAACAGGGCACUGCAGGCUCCAGGCUUUGAUGAACACCUCCAGGCUGCACUCAACUGCUACAGCUUCGCCACUAAGGUGUAUAUUGAGAUGAACCAGCCUGUGAUGGCAGCCAGCCUGUGUUUGGAACUUGGCAACGCGCUCAAGGAGAUGAACAGACCAGGAGAGGCUAUUGUUCAUUAUCAGAGGGCUGCAGAGUUACAGACACAAACACCCAUCGAAGCUUUGCUGUCGAUGGGAGAAAUGGCCACGUGUAAAAUCCUCACCCGUGAUUAUGACGGUGCUUUGUCAGUGUUCACAGAGAUGCAGCUGAUCUGUCAGGAGAAAGGACUGCAGCUACCAGGCUCCAUCACCCCUGUUGGUGCCUUUUUGGACAUAGUGGCAAAAUGUGAGAUAUCCAGGGUGCUUCUGCUCAUGUUGCUUGAGCCUCCACCUCAGAAGUUGUUACCAGAACACGCCCAGACCCUGGAGAGAUACGCGUGGGAAUCCUUUGAUCCUCACAGCCAAUUGACCUUCCUGCCUGAGAAUGUUUUCCUGCUCCUGCAGUCCGUAGUGAUGGCGUGUCAGGAGAAAGACACAGAGUCUCUAAAGUCUCUUCAGACUGAGUUAUGGCCGUUUCUGACAGCUGAGCAGAACCAUCUUCUCCACCUGGUGGUUCAGGAGCGCAUCACGCCGUCUGGUCAAGGCAUUUAAUACAGUCCAGUUUUUAUUCGCUUCCUCUGGGAACGAUACUUUAUAUAAUGGAACAUUCCUGUUUCUGAAUGGGUCUGUUGUAAGGCCCGGAGAAGGGUUGUUUUCAAAACUCCAGUGUUGUAACUUGGACUCAGAGAAAUGUUAAACUUUGUGCUUAUUCAGUCACGUAGGUUUGGAAAUCAAACUGAACUAUCUUUAUGUUGUCCUCAGAUGUGCAGAUUGCUGUUGCUAGGAAUGCUUAGCUAAGAAUAAAUGUUGUGUGUGUAUCUGAGUGGAGACUAUAAAACUGGACUACCACAUAUGUAUUAUGUAAAAGUGACUGUUUCAAAUGUAGAAGAACUUAUUGUGUUUACAGCUGGUUAGUAGAUUAAACACGAAUACUUUGUGUUAUCAUUUUUAUUAAUAAAUGACAUUACAUGGCUUAAAUUCCAAUAUAACAAAAUCUUCUACUGCAUAGUUCUGUAAUAUGGUGCAAUGACACCUCUGUCCUCCAUCCCUGGGUCACUUAAUUUUCACUUGUACAAAUGCAUGUACUUUUCUUAUGAUAGCAGCCCCCUACAGACACAUAAGUAAACACAAUAAUAAAAAAACAAAAUGCAGCUUAAAAAUAUAUGAUGGUUACAAUGUACAUAGACUGAUGUAUAAUGUAUUUGUUUUUUUUCUAGCUGUAAAAUAAUGAUUAACAUGAUUAAAGCUAGUUGUAAAUGAAGGAUUGUUAUUUCCUGAUUGCUCAAGUACUACAACAGGAAUGUUAUUUGUCGGUUUUAACUCAGUCAGAAUUUUAACAUAUUAAAUGAUAAGAUUUAGUCUCCAUCAACCUUUCUGAACCUUAAAGGAACUGGUAAACAUUUUGGGAAUAAAUUAUUUACUAUCUUGCUGAGUAGGAGAUGAAAAGAUUAAUACUAAUUUUUUGACUUUCUACACUAAAGAGGACCAAGGUUUAAAAAAAAAAGGGAAAAAAAAGACCAUGACCAUGUAAAGAGAGUUUCCUGAGCAGUUUUCUCGUCCCAUCGUCUUCUACGCAACCACGCUGCACAGAUUCACCCCCUGCUGGUCGUUAGAAAGAAUGCAGCUCAGAAGUUGUGACCAUCUUUUAUGCACAGUCUUAGCAUAAGAACUGAAAAUGUGAAAACACUGGCUUCAAACCGCUGUCACCUCUGAAGUUAGAGUCUCCCCUUUUUGUUCGCACCCAGGCAAAAAUGCUCAUGUACAGCUCAGUGACUGUUUCACUAAAGCUAAGCUGACCAAAAGUUCACUUAAAUCAAUCUUGCCAUUUUUUAGCAAAAAAAACCAACAACAAACAAACAAACCAACCCAAAGCAAUUAUAAGCAUUUCUCAAAAUGUCACACUAUUCCUUUAAAGUACUUAUGUCUGAA
Messenger RNA from Pelmatolapia mariae (spotted tilapia), 2371 nucleotides. It is a transcript of the gene f8a, whose product is annotated as coagulation factor VIII associated. The record is from RefSeq and is a predicted model, not a curated record. Gene Ontology annotation, cellular component: early endosome. The transcript has 12 exons. The coding region runs from base 41 to 994 and encodes 317 amino acids. Lineage: Eukaryota; Metazoa; Chordata; Actinopteri; Cichliformes; Cichlidae. Gene Ontology annotation, molecular function: protein binding. Gene Ontology annotation, biological process: vesicle cytoskeletal trafficking.